Molecule: messenger RNA, 1743 nt
Organism: Hippopotamus amphibius kiboko
Lineage: Eukaryota; Metazoa; Chordata; Mammalia; Artiodactyla; Hippopotamidae
Product: solute carrier family 22 member 6-like
Exons: 10
Coding region: 103-1731 (542 amino acids)
Biological process (GO): transmembrane transport
Cellular component (GO): membrane
Source: RefSeq, a predicted model, not a curated record
AGGAGACAAAGGGCAGUGUUUCCUCCCCCUGCACCAAAAGACAGGAAAGAGGUUGUGGGAGUAAGAGGCCUCAGCUCCAGUACCCCUGUGAGGUCCUGCCCCAUGGCCUUCAAUGACCUCCUGGUGCAAGUGGGGGGCAUUGGCCGCUACCAGCAGAUCCAGACCAUUCUGUUGGUUCUGCCCCUGCUCCUAAUAUUUUUGCACAACAUCCUGCAGAAUUUCACGGCCGCCAUCCCCACCCACCACUGCCGCCCACCCGCCGACACCAACCUCAGCAAGGACGGCGAGCUGGAGGCCUGGCUGCCCCGGGAUGGGCAGGGGCAGCCCGAGUCCUGCCUCCGCUUCACCUCCCCCCAGCGGGGACCGCGCUUUCCCAAUGGCACUGAGACCAACCACACGGGGGCCACAGAGCCCUGCACCCAUGGCUGGAUCUAUGACAACAGCACCUUCCCUUCCACCAUCGUGACAGAGUGGGACCUCGUGUGUGCACACAAGACCUUGCCACAGUUGAGUCAGUCCAUCAUCAUGGCAGGGAUAGUGGUCGGAAACUUGAUGUUUGGGACCAUGGCAGACAGGCUGGGCCGCCUGAAGGUGCUGAUCUGGAGCUACCUGCAGUUAGCAGCCUCCGGGACCUGCGUUGCCUUCGCACCCAACUUCCCAACCUACUGCGCUUGCCGUUUCCUCUCAGGCAUGGCUGUGUCGGGCGCCAGCAGCACUUCCAUUAUUUUGAGUCUGGAGUGGCUGCCCAUCCACGCCCGGCCAGGUCUGGGCUUCUUAAUUGGAUUUGUCACCACCAUAGGUCAGUUCUUCCUGGCUGGCAUGGCUUAUGCUGUGCCCCACUGGCGCCACCUGCAGCUGCUGGUCUCUCUGCCCUUCUUUGUCAUCCUUAUCUACUUCAGGUUCUUCACUGAGUCUGCCCUCUGGCAUUCCUCCUUGGGGAACCUGGACCUCGCCCUGAAAGCUCUGCAGAGAGUGGCCCAGAUCAAUGGGCAGCAGAAAGAGGGUGCCAAGCUGAGUGUGGAGCUGCUCCAGAUGAGUCUGCAGAGCAGCCGGACCAUCAGCCAAGCCCAGCCCUCAAUGCUGCAGCUGCUGCGCUCCCCUGCCGUCCGUCAGCUCUUCCUCUGUAUCAUGCCACUGUGGUUUGUACACCUUUUCAGCUUAUACGGCUUGAUCAUGAGUCUGCAAAGUUUUGAGAUCAACAUCUACCUGACCCAGGUGCUCUUCACAAUUCCGGACCUACCAUUUUAUUUCCUGGGCUUUUUGGCCACCAAAUCCCUUGGCCGCAGGCAUACCCAAAUGGGCUCCUUGCUGCUGUCAGGGAUCCUCAUUCUGACUUGUGCAAUGAUACCCCCGGAUCAGAUAUUCCUCCAUGUGGCAAUGGCCGCGUUAGGAAAAGGCUGUUUGUGUGGCUCCUUGAACUGCCUCUCAAUGUACGCAGGGGAGCUGUACGCCACGGUAAUGCGGCAGAGAGGUCUGAGCAUGACAACCACCGUGGCCAACAUAGGCAGCAUUCUAAGCCCACUGGUGGGCAUGACCUCCGAGCUCUACCCUUCCCUGCCUUUCUUCAUCUAUGGAGGGGUCCUUGUGGCUGCCUGCCCCAUCAUUGUCCUCCUGCCAGAGACCCUGGGGCUACCGCUGCCCAACACACUACAGGACCUGGAGAGAAGGUGGAAAGAGAGAUCGGGGCAGAAGCAGCAGGAGCAGCAGAUGGUCCCACUCCAGUCCUCCUGAGAACUGAGAAGG